ACUGAGCAAGAAUUAAGGCUGAGGCACACGUACCACAGGGUGACAUAUUUCUUUCUUCCCACUCACACGUGCGAGUGGUGCGAGGCGAUGUCAGUCUUGACUUCGCACUUCGCACCCAGAAUGACAGGGAGCCAAACUUGCAACGCUCGCUCUCCAGCUCCACAUCCCGUACGCUUGUUGCACAUCGAAACGCUUGAGUGAAAACAGAGGGAAUGCUCCUGGUUCCGUAGGCAAACACAUGGGGACAUGAAGGCCUUUGAUGACUAUGGUCACUCCUGAGUGGACAAUAAAGUGGGGACCAUGAGAGUCACCCUGGGAAUCGGCUCCUCUCACUGAGAUAUCGGGCCAGGGGUCCUGGUGCCGGAGCCUGGACUCUGGUACCCUGGGCCCUGGUGGCUGCUGUGCUGUGUGGUGCUGUGCUGUGCUGUGUAUGCCCCUCCUGCAACGCAGUCAGUGUUGAGAUCGCCCUCCCAGAGAGGAAAUGGGAGAUCACCAUCAGGUCAAAACUUCCUUCCUCUUCAUCCAACUGCAGUCCCCCUCCAAGGCUCAUCAGCAGCCGCCCCACCACUACCACUAUCACCACCACCACCAGCAGCAGCAGCAGCAGCAGAAGCAGCUGCUGUGUCCCUCGGAGCCUGAGAGCAUAGCCUGUCUGGACGCCACAGAGGAAGGAUACCACAGAGCUUCAGCUGAAGGUCGAGGGCCAAGCCCAGAGACGCAGCAACAUCAGUAUCAAUAUCAACACCAACAGCAGCAGCGGGAUUCAGAACUGCAGCAACAGCAUCAACAGAAUUUAGAACAUCAGCUGCCGCAUCAGGAGAUUGGUGGUGGCGGUGGCGGUGGCGUCAUCCUUGUGGAUGCUUUGAGCUCAGAGCCCUCCUGCACCAGUAUCAGCAGUGGCUGGGCUCCCCUUGAGGAGGCAGAGGACAGCAGACCUCUGGAUCGGUCCACAGACAGCAUCACACAAGAUGGCAUCUGUUACGGUACAAGUCUGUGUUCCUCUUCUGACGAGGAGUGCCUGAGUCUGACGGAGGAGGACGACAUAUAUCAGGCCCUACAGCUCUCAGCCGACGACUAUUACAAGUCAAGGGAGGAGGACAUCUCCCUCUGGGACGACGACAGCUUGGCCGAAACCCCCGUGUGGAUCUUACGCGAAGCGAGAACGGACGUUAUCAACAUGAGCAAGGAGGAGAACCCCGUUGUUACGCCCGACGUUACGCCCGUCGUAACGCCACCCAGGGGCAGCGCGUCCCCCAGGGUACCCCCAAAACCCUCGCCCUCGCCCUCCGGCCGGACCAGCUUCCUCUACCCAACAGGGACCCACGAGCCUCUAAAAAUAGCGCCGGAGGCCGGAGUAGGAAAGUUGGCAGAGGCACAGUCAGAAGCCAAGAAGCCCAAGGGUGCCCCUUACCCCCACCACCAGCCCACCAUGGGCACUGGAGUGCAUCGGACCUCCAGCAACAGUUGGGUGUACAGCGCCAAGCUGAGGGAGGAAGCCAGUAGUCCCACCACCACCCGUGCUAGCGGUCAGCAGGAUAAGGAGUCCAGGAGCUCGGAGAGAGCCACGUUCAUGUCGGCUGUCAUUCAGAGGUCCUCCAAGCUGUACGGGGGAGACAUCUCCUCCGGCAACAGGAAAUCGGUGAGCCCCGCACAGGACGACGGUUCCAGCUCCUCCAGUGUUGCACCUGCUGCGGAGCCCUGUACGAAGAGGAUGUCGCCUCCCGUUCCAGUGCGUUCCAGCGGUGGAGGUGCUGUCGCUGUCUCCAGGCCUCCUGCUAAGCCUGCGGAUGCUUCAUCUGGGAAGUCUUCUUCUUCUUCUCCAGUGAUGAGUACCUCAGUGGUCGGCAAGCUCCCCAAGCCCGAUGUUCCCCCGAAGCCUGACGCGUCUGCUUGGGUCAACAACUCCUCUCACGCUCAGAGUGUGGCGAAGGCCAAGUACGAGUUCCUCUUCGGGAAGGCGGAGGAGGCCGGCACUGCCACUGCUACUGCUACCACCGCUACCGCCACAACCAGAGUGUCGCUGACUGAGACCGAACUUCCACCAAUUCCACUUGCGAAGCAGAAGGAGAGCGGCACACCUCCCCAACCAACCAGACUAAAACCUGUCCCCGACCCCAACCCCAAAGCUGAGCUGAACCUCGAGUCUCCCCUGCAGGAAGUCGACGAGGAUGACGAUGGCGAGCUGGACGAGACGUCCCUCUUCCAGGAGAUCGACCGUGAGCUGGCGAGCCUGCUGAGUGGCCUGAAGGCGCGCUGCCGCGAUGCUGGCGUGGUCCCCCACGACGACCUGGACGACCAAGAUCCUAGCAACCACCACGACGACGAGGUUUUCCUACCCUCAACCACCACCGCGGCCUCCUUCUACUCGGUCAUGAUCCCCUGCAACGGAGCCAGCGACGGCAGGCCGAGUGCCGCCAACGUGAUGCCCGCGGCCGCCAUCACCCAAAACGGCAGCCCCAACAGCUACUCUAAGGUUAGCCCAGGAAAGGCAGCGAAGGGCAGCGAGAGAGAAGAGGAUGGUGUCGGAGGCGGAUCCGGAUCUGGUCCUUCGAGCCUGCACCCGUCCGACAGCUUCAUCCUGAACACGUGGGCCGAGGCUCUGGGGCAGGACGACUCGCUCACCUCUCUCACCUGCGUCACGGAGGAGCUGCAAGCCCUCAGUGCCGGGCUGCUCAGUUUUGGGAAUGCCGGGAAAGUUGGCGGUCCGGGCCAAGACAAACCCCAGCCUCCUCCUCCUCCGUCGCAAACAGCUGCUGGAACGGGAACAUCUGGAGAUGUGCCUUCAGCAGCAGCAGUAGCAGCGGCAUUGGCAGCAGUGCAGGAUGAGGGCUCCUCCUCCCUCUCCUCCUCAGGUACCGCCGCCCAUCCUGCAAAGCAAGUCCAAGUGCAGAACCAGAACCAGACACAGACACAGAGCGAGACUGAGACUGAGGCUGGCACGAAGAGCCUCGCAGGCCAGCACAGCCGCGGAGGUGUAGAUGGUGGUGGUGGAGGAGGAGGAGGAGGAGGAGGAGGUGGUGGUGGCGGCGGGGGACUGCUGGAUGAGUCCAGCAAGAUCCUGGCGGAGAUCCCGGGGAUCUUCACCGCCUUCCUGGACGGCGGCCAGGCCCAGGCGCGGGAGAAACCGCUCAAGAAGCUGCGCUUUGUGGAGAGCGGCAGCAGAGAGGACGGCAGCAGCAGCACCACCACCACCACCACCACAGGCUCGGGACCAGGGAGCGAGAGUAGCAGCAGUAGCAGCAGUAGCGGUGGCAGUGCAGUGGUGAAUGGGACUGGGACCGGCACUGGCAUGACAGGGACUGGUGGUGGUGGUGGGUGGAUGCUCGGAGGAGAGGAGCAGCCCCAGCCCCUGUCGCCCCUGUUGAGGCAGCCUCAGCCUGGGCAGCAGAAGGAGAAGCUGGGCAGCUCCCUGGAGGCUGGGGGGAGUGGGGGGUGGGCUACACCGGGGGUCACCACCGUGCUGGAGGACGAGGUCUUCAGGCCUAACGCCACGCCCGACGUCCGCGUGCUGAGCCCCGAUAGCGAGUCAGCAUCGGAGCAGAGUGCAAGGAGCGGUGACGGUGCGGAGGCCAAGAGGUCUCAGGCCAGCGACGAGGCCACGGACGUCUUCAGCUCGCAGUUCGAGAGCAUCGUGGAGUCGGACCGCCUGCGCAGCACCCUCUACAGCAGUCUGGACUCCCUGGACGCCUUGUCCUCCAACGACGACCUUGACGCCCCCUCCCACGACCUUGACAAUAACCCUUCUAACCCUAACGACCCCGGGGCCGAGCCCGAGCCCGAGCCCGCCGCCUUCACCUUUGACCUCCCGCUGACCCCCAUGAUCCAGCAGCGGCUGAAGGAGAGCAGCCACUUCCUGGACGGCAUGGCGAUGGACUGGGGCGGGACAGGAAGUGGCGGCGGCCGGCAGGAAGUGCUGAGCGUCAUGGCGACGGGCAGGAGCGGCAAAGGCGCUCUGGAGAUGACCACGUCCUUCGUGGACGUUGUGGUGGACACGGCCGGGGACCUGCCGCAGCAUCACCAGGGCACCCCCGUUUCCGCGGAGACGCAGAGCAGGGCGUCCAGCGACGGCGUACAUUCCAGUAGCGAUGGAGGACAUUCUGGUGGCAGUGGCGGACCGGUGGCCAACGGGCUGGCAGAGGACGCAGGGCAGGACUCUAAAGACUGGCUACAGGGAUGCCUGAGGAGCGAUGGGGACCUGCGAGAGGCGCUGUCGGGCUGGGACUCGGACAUGGGCAGCACGGAGCGGCUGAAGAGCAGUAGCAGCAGGGAGGCGCUCCACAACAACGGCAGCAGCGGAGGAGGAGGAGGACCGGGAGGCGGUAACCGUAGCGACCAGGAGGCCGCCCGGCGCCUGGCGAGAAGACUCUACCACCUGGAGGGAUUCCGCCGCUCGGAUGUGGCCAAACACCUGGGCAAGAAUAAUGACUUCAGCAAGAUGGUGGCUGAAGAGUACCUCACUUUUUUUGACUUUACAGGGAUGACAUUGGACCAAUCUCUCAGAACAUUUCUGAAAGCUUUUGCACUAAUGGGAGAAACCCAGGAAAGAGAGCGGGUUUUGAUCCACUAUUCUAAUAGGUACCAUCAUUGCAACCCAGCCAUCAUCGCCUCCCGAGAUGGAGUGCAUUGCCUUACCUGUGCUUUGAUGCUGCUCAACACAGACCUUCACGGCCAUAAUAUCGGGAAGAAGAUGACGUGUCAAGAAUUCAUCAAUAACCUGGAUGGCCUAAACGAAGGGCAAGAUUUCCCCAGAGACCUCUUGAAGGCAUUGUACCACUCAAUCAAGAAUGAGAAACUGGAGUGGGCCAUUGAUGGCGACGAGCUUAAGAAGUCUCUGUCAGAGCUGGCGGACAACAAGACGGCUGAGAAUGCCAAGGGCAUCAGCAAGGUCGGCAGCGGCAGCAACCCAUUCCUGGACAUCGCACAUGACCCCAACGCCGCCGUCUACAAAACCGGAUUCCUGGCUCGCAAGAUCCACGCCGACAUGGACGGCAAGAAAACACCAAGAGGAAAGCGUGGUUGGAAAACCUUUUAUGCCGUUCUCAAAGGAAUGAUCCUCUAUCUGCAGAAGGAUGAGUAUAAGCCUGAGAAGGCCUUGUCUGAUGAGGAUCUGAAGAAUGCGAUCAGCGUGCACCAUGCGCUGGCCAUCAGGGCUGAAGACUACGAGAAGAAGCCCAACGUGCUCAAGCUGAAGACGGCAGACUGGAGAGUCUUCCUCUUCCAAGCACAGAGUCCAGAGGAGAUGGACACUUGGAUCCGGACGGUGAACUCGGUGGCGGCCAUGUUCUCUGCGCCCUCCUUCCCGGCGGCCAUCGGCUCCCAGAAGAAAUUCAGCCGCCCCCUGCUGCCCGCCACCACCACACGCAUGUCACAGGAGGAGCAGCUGAAAUCCCACGAGGCCAAGCUGAAACACGUCUCCACGGAGCUGGCGGAGCACAGAUCCUACCCCCCUGACAAGAAGGUCAAAGCUAAAGAGGUGGACGAGUACCGGCUGAAGGAGCACUACCUGGAGUUUGAGGAGAAACGUUACGAGAUGUAUGUGAAGCUCCUGAAGGAUGGCGUGAAGGAACUGCUGGGCAAAGAGGCGGACGCGGCCCUCAAGAAGUCCCAGUCCAGCCCGUCGCUCAACCAGGAGUCCCAGCCGGCCGGCGCCAAAGUCAAGCGCAACACCUCCGAGAGGAAGGACUACCGGCCCGAGACGCCCAAGGUCACAUAAGGGACUCAGAGCAGCGCCUACCGGAGUCACACACACCUUAUUACGUCAUGCUUUCAAGUCAUGUUUUUUGAGAGCCAUUUGGUAGCACUUUUCUGUGAAUGGGCUACAUGUAAAAGGCCUUAUUUAACACCUUUUUUUGUUUUUUUGUUUCCUAAAUAAGGGAGACAAUGCACGACCACCCCUAAGACCCGCUAAGUCAGAGAGGCGUUUUGGCAAGGCAAGCAGUUGGUUGGUUGGUGAUGGUGAUGAUGAUGCCGCUAGCUUACUGUUGCUGGCAUGGCAUAGGUUUUGGCGUAGUUGGCAGGAUGGCCUUUGAGUUUGGUGUCGCUGUACACACACACACACACACACACACACACACACACACACACACACACACACACACACACACACACACAUACACUCACACACACACUUGCAAUUGCUCAGGUGCCACUUAGGGGCCUGGUGCAUUGAUUCCAAAGGUGUUGUUUAGCUUUCAACGUGAACCCCUUAAGGAAAGUGUUACCGAGCCAUUCUACACAACUUGUGAAUAUAUUUUAAUGUAAUUUAUUUAUGGUCCUCACCCUCCACAGUUGUGUACAAUGUAAAUGACUGAUAAUCGUCCUUAGAUUGACUGGUGCUUGUGUAGCGAUUUAUAUGGGGCAUAACGUGCAUACAGUAAAUGUAGUCUCUCUCUCUAUCUCUCGCUCUCUCUCUAUCUCUGUUCUUUUUUUUAUUUGAGUGUUGUACACGUUGCUCUUUGUCAUUAUUGUACUGUAAGUGUAAGAUUUAGUUGUGCAGCAUUUGACUGUCACUUUAUUUGUUCUCGCUGUGUUCCGUCCUUAUCGAUGCUAUCCCGAAAUCUGCCUUUACUCAAGAGAAGAUAUUUUUCUUGUAUUUUCAGCGGUGGACUCGAUCCACCCUUGUAUCUUUGUAGGUAGUAGCUUAUAGUCUUACUCCUAAGGUUAAUCGGUUAUUUUAAAAAUGUAGAUUAAGCGAAUGUUGUAAACAUUUAAACAAACGCGCUUACGGUAAUUAGAUCAUUGGUACUAUACGGCUUAACCCAGACUCGUUUUCUUCUCCUUACUGCUACUUAGUUAGUUUUCAUUCCACUAGUCCAAAAAAAAAAAAAAACAUGACAAUAUAAUGCCUGAAAUUAUUACUUUUGAUUUUUAUGAGAAGCUCGUUGACACAAAAUGUCUCAAGCACAUAAAAUGGACCGAAAAGGCACAUGGAAGACGUCUCCACCGUCUCCUCUCACCCUCUUGGAGGCUCGUUCUGCUUAUUGGCAUUAAAAGGGACCACAAUGGCCUAUACUGUAGAUUAAAGACGUUUAUUAUCACGUUUGUGAUAUCUGCAGUGCCCUCAUAGAAAAGAAAAUCAUCUGGCACUGUUAUUGUAACACAGUUUAGUUUUGCAACAUUUUGAACAGUUUGAUUAGCGAACUCGCAUCUGUUCUUUUAUUUUCGCAAUUCUGGUAACUAUUUCUUCCCGAGCAGUAGAGAUGCUUCUGCCUCUGGCUGCCUAUGAAUGGCUUUGCCCUCUAUAAAGAGACACGUUGAUGUCACACCACCAUAAUACAACAGUGCUGUACAUAAAUCAACAGAUUUUUGUAGAAAAACGUUCCUAUGAAAGGAACAGUUAGAGGAAGGAAAGCCUUCUGAAGAAAAUUAAUUAGCAACAAAGGCUACGCUCUUAGUUUCGCACACGCACAGUACGUUACAGGUUUUUUUUUAAAGGAUACACAAGGAUAAACUCUCUCAUAUUUUAAAGAACGGUUAGUGGUACGUGUAGAUGAUCGUUUUAAAGUUUUAAAUUUAGUUCUGUCCUCAGAACGUGGCCGUGUCACGUCGAUCUGCAAUGGGCACUGUGCUGUUGGACUGACGUCAACGCCGGAGUCCCUAUAGCUGCAGGUCUGGCAGGCCAUUUAUUUUUUUAAUCUGUUCAGCUAAGGAAGUAUACUUCUGCUUUUUUGAGUAGUGUUAAUGCCAAUGCUACUUUUUGUGUAUUUUAUAAUCUUCUUAUAUUUGGAUUUUUAAUUCUGAGUUGAGAAUUGUAUUGUUGUAAAGAUAAAAAAAGAAUAAUAUUUAUAGUGCACUUUAUGAAUUAGUUCUUUCUAUUUUAGAGCUUUAUAAGGGGUAGAGUGACACAUUUGUUUGUUUGUUUGUUUUCCUUUUUUAAAUGACUACACGUUUUUAUUUUCUUCUUUUUUCCUCAAGCUGCUCCCUGGCUUGUUCUGUUGAAGGUACUGAGCUGUACGUACGAAUCUGUCAGCUCAAUAUGUUAGUUUGUCAGUGGUUGUGUAGUUUUUUGCUGUCAUAGUUAGAUUGUGUAAAUGACUAUGUUUCCAUUAAGGGAACUAUUUACAGUGCUGUACAACACCUUGACAAUUUUUUUGCAAACGUUUUUUGCCUUUCUCUGUGAUGUCAAUAUAGAGCUGAGGUGUUGCUGAACUGGACACGUCUUCAGGCAGAACUGACAUGCAACCACACUGACAUUUUACUUUCCCACCACAAACUGUUUUUCAGGCAUACAUUGUUUAUUUUUUGUUUUUUUUGUUCCUCACCAAAUAUGGUCUUUUGUUUGUGAAACUUCAGGUGUGUUGAGAUGUACAGUACAAUAGGUAACAAAGAAGGAAUCGCAGGUGCAUUGACAUGCGCCCGGAAAUGGUAUUGCUUUUGGAAUUAUUUGACUUUUAUUUGUCAAAAAUGCUCCAGACACUCGUGUGCUUGUUUACCUGUGACAAACUGUUAGCUGCACAGUAGUUAUUACAUGGUCCUCAUGUUGUUUCUUUUCACCAUGUUGAAUGGGCUUAACCAAGCAAAACGAACAGAGAUAGCUUCUGAGUGGAACAUCCAUAUGAACAUCCAAGUGGUUAAAGUUACUGGACCACUGUUAUCAGGAAUAUUUUAUAACCUCCUCCUCAAUAUGCAUAUUAAGCUACGCUUGCACAUCGCUGCUGACUGCUUCCCAUUUAGCUUCGGCUUUGCUGCCCUACCAUUUAUCACUUCGUUUAGUCAACAUCUGACCCUCCUGGGGGUCAAUUCCAAGAACAUGGUUAAGUUAACCUAUAAAAGUGGUGAACAUGCUAAUAGAUAGCUUGCAGGUGUUAUUUAGGUAAGGAAAUAGGGACUCCGGGCACUUCUACUAACUGAUUUACCACUAUCUCCAGGUUAACUCAACCCAGGGUGCAUUUCUCGAAAGUGUAGUUGCUCACUACAGUAGCUACUUUGUUGGUUGCAAUGCAAUUUCCCAUUGGCAACUACCCAAGUAGCUAACUGCUAACAACUACGCUUUCGAGAAAUGCACCCCAGGUCGGAUGGCUACGGAAGCUUCUUGGAAUGCCCCCCUUUCAACACUAUGUUUCGUACAGGGGGUCCAGGGAACCACAGCCUGAUCCUCUGUAGGAAAUGUUUGCAGGAGGGUCUGUUUUUGAGCAGGCUAUAACAUCACCUUCCUUUACCAUAGUAUUCAAGGUUGGCGUACGUCUUUGGCACCGAGGCACUUACAAUAACUACAAUGGUAUUCUUUUUUUGUUUUUAUUUGCGCGCGUGUGUGUGUGUGUGUGUGUGUGUGUGUGUGUGUGUGUGUGUGUGUGUGUGUGUGUGUGUGUGUGUGUGUGUGUGUGUGUGUGUGUGUGUGUGUGUGUGUGUGUGUGUUGCUUUCCCCUUUGAGUACUACAAAGAACUGACUCCACAAAUCAAGACCUUAAGUGAGGAAAUGGUCUUUUGAAGAAGUAUGCCCCAAUUUGUUGACUUAAUAUUUUUUUGUUGUUGUUUUUCUCCAUCAGUUUUUGUUGUGAAUUUGUUUUUUAAAUCUUGAUUUUUGUACAUGUUGUUGAACAUUCAGAGACGUCUUGACCAAAAUGUGCUUCUUGAUGCUAGGAGAUGUACGUAGUGCUGUUGGUAUUCAUGCUCCGGUUAGGGAGAACCUUCUAGACCUAGAGGACCGCUGCUGAGAACUGUCUCCUGAACACGCAGUCUCAGUGUGAAAUUCACUUUCCCAGUUUGUCCAGCAUGAACAGUUGUAGACCAGCUGCUUCUCAUGCCAUUGUGAUACAUUUUGCACAUUUUAGAAUGUUUGAAUUCACAUUUUAUUUGUGUCUUUUUUUUUGUUUUUUGUUUUUGUAUUAACUCAAAAACCAGCAGCUUGUGUGUUCCUGUAUGUUAUGCAUGGACGUCUUGAGUUCAACUCAAUUGCAGAGACCCCCCUUUUUUAAACAACAUAAAAAACCAUCAGAGUAGCUUUAUUAUUUAUCUUUUCAUUAUAUUUGCCUUAUUUAUCUUUUUGACUGGAAGAGUUUUCUUUUUGUUCUUUUUUUAUGUUAAGUUUCCUUUUGGCACAAUUGUGCAUACCCAUGUAAGAAAAGGAAAAAAAAAACUCUUGGAAUGUCAAGUGACAUAUCAUAGCACAUUUUUCUUUUAGUUUUGCUAAAUGUAACCCAUAUCAACGCACCCAUCAUCCAUGAACACCCAUCACCCCCUCUAUCCCCAGGUAUCCAUGCUGGUACUGUUCUCCCCAAUCACUCCCUCACUCCCAACAUGUUAAUACGCAAAACAGUCAGGAACCGCUUAGGAAGUACAGUCAUAUUUUUUAUGCUGAACAUCUCAGAUUGGCAUCGACCAUGUCAUUAUUGUUGUUUGAAGAAGAAAAAAAGUUGUGUUUCAAGGGGAGGGGGUGGGGGGUGGUUUAAGGUAAGAGCGGGUGGUUUGGGGAGGGUGGGUGGCAGAGCAAGCGGAAGUUGUACAGUAUAGAAACCAGACUUGUACGAAAUUCCGAAUUGGAUGAAUUGAAAUUCACAGUAAUGCCAUAAUAUGAACACUAGGUGGUGGUGUUCUAUGCACUCUCAAUGGGUGGUGUAGAUUAAGUUCAAAGAAAUUCAAGGUAAUGAUACCACCUAGUGUUCGUAUUAUGGGAUUACUUUGAAUUUCAAUUCAUUCAAUUCAGAAUUUCGUACAAGCCUGAUAGAAACCUACACCAGGCUGGUGGGCGCUAACACAGGACGCUAACGUCAGUAGACAUUGCACCUUAGCCUUGAGUGGGGCUGUCCGCCAGAGUCGGUCCGCAUCCACACGAAACAGCAUCAGAACAGAAGACAGAAAUCUUAUCUCCUCAAAAAAGCUGUGAUCUUGUACAAUCCUUUAACUCUGUACAUGUUGUGACAUAUUAACUGUUGACCCGUGUUGGAGACAAAGACAGAAAAAAAAGAAAACAAGUUAAAAAAAAAAUAGUUUUGUGGGUUGUUGAAAAGUGAUGUCACUGGCAACAGGUGUGUUCUACGUCCCUUGGCCAGAUCACGGCACCCCCUUGGUGCCGGCGUUACCAACUGUAGAUGGUUUCAGUGAAUAAAAUACAGUAUUUAAUUGCA
This is a messenger RNA of Engraulis encrasicolus (European anchovy), 11063 nucleotides long. It is a transcript of the gene psd3l, whose product is annotated as pleckstrin and Sec7 domain containing 3, like. The transcript has 19 exons. The coding region runs from base 482 to 5713 and encodes 1743 amino acids. Gene Ontology annotation, molecular function: guanyl-nucleotide exchange factor activity. Gene Ontology annotation, biological process: regulation of ARF protein signal transduction. Lineage: Eukaryota; Metazoa; Chordata; Actinopteri; Clupeiformes; Engraulidae. The record is from RefSeq and is a predicted model, not a curated record.